Chondrus crispus (carragheen) is the source of this 276-nucleotide messenger RNA. RefSeq lists its product as hypothetical. Gene Ontology annotation, cellular component: trans-Golgi network. Gene Ontology annotation, biological process: endoplasmic reticulum to Golgi vesicle-mediated transport. Lineage: Eukaryota; Rhodophyta; Florideophyceae; Gigartinales; Gigartinaceae. The coding region runs from base 1 to 276 and encodes 91 amino acids. The transcript is spliced from 2 exons. The record is from RefSeq and is a predicted model, not a curated record.
AUGGUGAUGGUCCCAGCGAUUAGCUCGAGCGAUAUGCGUGCGGAGCUUCGGGAUUGGGACUUGUGGGGUCCAUUCUUUAUAUGCAUGUCUCUCGCUGUCAUGCUUAGUCUGAAAGCUCACGAUGACGCCUCCGUCGUCUUUUCCGUAAUAUUUAUCAUCGUUUGGGUGGGUGCUGCUGUCAUCACUAUCAACGGCCAACUCCUCGGCGGAAAACUGUACGUUUGUAUUGAACGUCCUCGUGGUACAUACUUUUGGCGUACCCUGGAAAGGUUCUAA